AUGGGCGGGGGAGGGAUGGGCGCAGGUGCCAUGGGGGGAGCGGGGCUAGGUCCGUUUGGGGGGAUGGGGGCGUUGGGGGGGCUGCCAGGGAUGCAAGGGGGCGCGCCUGCAGGCCUGGGCGGGCUGGGCUUGGCACCAGCAGGAGGAGCAGCACGAGCAGCGGCAGCAGGGCGAGGGGCGUCCCAGGCGAAUCCGCUGGGCGCCAUGAUGCAGCAGGCCCUGGCUGACCCCGCCCUGUCGCAGCUCAUGCAGGGCUUUGCUGCUGGCGCUGGUGGCAUGGGGGGCUCUGGGGGACCGCUGGGGGGAGGGGUGAGAAGGGCAGGCGCAGGGAGAGGUGGGGGGGAUGGGGGAGGCGCGGAGCUUGACCUGGGCGCGUUGCUGGGGGGAUUGGGGGGGAUGGGGGGUAUGGGGGGGAUGAGUGGUGGUGGGGGGAGUGUUGGGGGGCAGCAAGGGGGGAUGGGUGGUGGUGGGCUUGACUUGGGGGCGCUGCUGGGAGGGUUGGGCGGACCGGGAGGGGGAAUGAUGGGAGGGGGUAUGGGAGGGGGCAUGGGAGGGGGCAUGGGAGGGGGCAUGGGAGGGGGCAUGGUGGAGGGAGAGGAGUUGGAUUUCGGGCAGAUGAUGGCUGACGUCAUGCCCAUGGUGUCACAAAUGCUGGGCGGCAUGGGCCUGGGCGGCAGAGGCAGCGGCUUGGGCGGCGGCAUGGGCGGGGGCAUGGGUGGUGGGCGGAGGAGCACGGGGGGUGGCAGGCGUGUGGAGGAAGUAGAGGAGGAGGACGACUGGAAGAACUCUCUCUCUCAGGAGGAAGCGGCAGAGUGGGCGGCGAUCAUGGAGGAGGACGAGAAGCGCCAGAGGGACAUGCCACGUCAGCGCCCCUUCAGUGACGCGUACUGGCGCGGGCAGCGUGGCAAGGCACCCCACCAUCGCACCGACACGGCAGCACAGCUGCUGCAAACGGGCGCCCCUCCUUCUGCAGUGCUGGCUGCGGCCGCUAAAGCUGCUUCCACUGCCGCUGCUGCUGCUGCGGGGGGGGGAGAGGAGGGGCGGCGAGGGGCUGGGAUGCGGGGAGCAGUGGAGAGGAAGGAGAGGCAGGAGCGAAUGAGACUCGCUGCUGAGGCUGUAGCGGCAGACGAGGCGGUUGUGGAGCCUUACACCGCCCUGCUGGCUCGGGACCUACAGGCUCGCCUCUCCUCCGAUCCGGAUGCCCAGGGUCGGUUGAGCUUGCAGCAAAUCGUGUCGUCGGACAAACAGCCAGGCGAUGUGGCCUCUACUUCAAAUCCCCCCAGCUGA
Closterium sp. Yama58-4 is the source of this 1287-nucleotide messenger RNA. NCBI's taxonomy places the organism in Eukaryota, Viridiplantae, Streptophyta, Zygnematophyceae, Desmidiales, Closteriaceae. The record is from the annotation of a GenBank genome assembly.